Cebus imitator (Panamanian white-faced capuchin) is the source of this 4122-nucleotide messenger RNA. It is a transcript of the gene HIP1R, whose product is annotated as huntingtin interacting protein 1 related. NCBI's taxonomy places the organism in Eukaryota, Metazoa, Chordata, Mammalia, Primates, Cebidae. The transcript has 32 exons. Bases 203 to 3385 code for a protein of 1060 amino acids. The record is from RefSeq and is a predicted model, not a curated record. Gene Ontology annotation, molecular function: phosphatidylinositol-3,4-bisphosphate binding; actin filament binding; clathrin light chain binding. Gene Ontology annotation, biological process: clathrin coat assembly; actin filament organization; endocytosis. Gene Ontology annotation, cellular component: actin cortical patch; clathrin-coated vesicle.
AUUGUCCCUGGCGCUGGCGAGGUGUCCGGUUGCGGAGCCGGCUGCGUCUCUGGAAAUGCAUCCUGCAUCCCCGCGUGGAUAACAGCUGCAGCUAUGUCGGAGAUGCACAAAGAGGGGAGAGUGUCAUUGUGUGCCUUUUGACACAUACAUUAAGACCAAAAAGGAAAAAAAAAGCCUGCCUGUGCUGCCACCGACCAGACUCAUGGAGGCCAGAUUUUCUCCAAUUAACCAGAUCCUGCCCUGGUGUAGACAAGACUUAGCCAUCAGCAUCAGCAAAGCCAUCAACACCCAGGAGGCCCCUGUGAAGGAGAAGCAUGCCCGGCGCAUCAUCCUGGGCACACACCACGAGAAGGGUGCCUUCACUUUCUGGUCCUACGCCAUCGGGCUGCCGCUGCCCAGCAGCUCCAUCCUCAGUUGGAAGUUCUGCCAUGUCCUCCACAAGGUCCUUCGAGAUGGGCAUCCCAAUGUGCUGCAUGACUGCCAGCGGUACCGCAGCAACAUCCGGGAGAUUGGUGACCUGUGGGGACAUUUGCAUGACCGGUACGGACAGCUGGUGAAUGUUUACACCAAGCUGCUGCUGACCAAGAUCUCCUUCCACCUCAAGCACCCUCAGUUUCCUGCGGGCCUGGAGGUGACAGAUGAGGUGCUGGAGAAGGCAGCUGGGACCGACGUCAACAACAUCUUCCAGCUCACUGUGGAGAUGUUUGAUUACAUGGAUUGUGAGCUGAAGCUUUCUGAAUCAGUUUUCCGGCAGCUCAACACGGCUAUUGCUGUAUCCCAGAUGUCCUCAGGCCAGUGCCGCCUGGCCCCGCUCAUCCAGGUCAUCCAGGACUGCAGCCACCUCUACCACUACACGGUCAAGCUCCUGUUCAAGCUACACUCUUGUCUCCCUGCGGACACCCUGCAAGGCCACAGGGACCGGUUCCACGAGCAGUUUCACAGCCUCAGGAACUUCUUCCGCAGAGCCUCCGAUAUGCUGUACUUCAAGCGGCUCAUCCAAAUCCCCCGGCUGCCUGAGGGACCCCCUAACUUCCUGCGGGCCUCAGCCCUGGCCGAGCACAUCAAGCCGGUGGUGGUGAUCCCUGAAGAGGCCCCGGAGGACGAGGAGCCGGAGAAUCUCAUUGAGAUCAGCACGGGGCCCCCUGCAGGGGAGCCAGUGGUGGUGGCUGACCUCUUCGAUCAGACAUUUGGACCUCCCAAUGGCUCUGUGAAGGAUGACAGGGACCUCCAGAUUGAGAGCCUGAAGAGAGAGGUGGAAAUGCUCCGCUCUGAGCUGGAGAAGAUCAAGCUGGAGGCCCAGCGGUACAUCUCGCAGCUGAAAGGCCAGGUGAAUGCACUGGAGGGCGAGCUGGAGGAGCAGCGGAAGCAGAAGCAGAAGGCCCUGGUGGACAAUGAGCAGCUCCGCCACGAGCUGGCCCAGCUGAGGGCGGCCCAGCUGGAGGGCGAGCGGAGCCAGGGCCUGCGCGAGGAGGCUGAGAGGAAGGCCAGUGCCACAGAGGUGCGCUACAGCAAGCUGAAGGAGAAGCACAAUGAGCUCGUCCACGUGCAUGCGGAGCUGCUCAGGAAGAACGCAGACACAGCCAAGCAGCUGACGGUGACGCAGCAGAGCCAGGAGGAGGUGGCGCGGGUGAAGGAGCAGCUGGCCUUCCAGGUGGAGCAGGUGAAGCGGGAGUCAGAGUUGAAGCUGGAGGAGCAGAGCGACCAGCUGGAAAAGCUCAAGAGGGAUCUGGAGGCCAAGGCCAGGGAGCUGGCCCACGUGCAGGAGGCCCUGAGCCACACAGAGCAGAGCCAGUCGGAGCUGAGCUCACGGCUGGACAUACUGAGUGCAGAGAAGGAUGCGCUGAGUGGGGCUGUGCGGCAGCGGGAGGCCGAUCUGCUGGCGGCCCAGAGCCUGGUGCGGGAGACAGAGGCGGCGCUCAGCCAUGAGCAACAGCGCAGCUCCCGGGAGCAGGGCGAGCUGCAGGGCCGGCUGGCGGAGAAGGAGUCUCAGGAGCAGGGGCUGCGGCAGAGGCUACUGGACGACCAGUUUGCGGUGCUGCGGGGCACUGCUGCCGAGGCUGCAGGCAUCCUGCAGGAUGCUGUGAGCAAGCUGGAUGACCCCCUGUACCUGCGCUGCACCAGCUCCCCAGACUACCUGGUGAGCAGGGCCCAGGAGGCCUUGCAUGCCAUGAGCGCCCUGGAGGAGGGCCAUGCCCAGUACCUGACCUCCUUGGCGGACGCUUCCGCCCUGGUAGCAGCCCUGACCCGCUUCUCCCACCUGGCUGCGGACACCAUUGUCAAUGGCGGUGCUACCUCCCACCUGGCCCCCACUGACCCUGCUGACCGCCUGAUAGACACCUGCAGGGAGUGUGGGGCCCGGGCUCUGGAGCUCAUGGGACAGCUGCAGGACCGGCAGGCUCUGCGGCACAUCCAGGCCAGCCUGGUGCGGACUCCCCUGCAGGGCAUCCUGCAGCUGGGCCAGGAACUGAAACCUAAGAGCCUAGAUGUGCGGCAGGAGGAGCUGGGGGCCAUGGUGGACAAGGAGAUGGCAGCAACGUCCACAGCCAUAGAAGAUGCCGUGCGGAGGAUUGAGGACAUGAUGAACCAGGCACGCCACGCCAGCUCAGGGGUGAAGCUGGAGGUGAAUGAGAGGAUCCUCAACUCCUGCACAGACCUGAUGAAGGCCAUCCGGCUUCUGGUGAUGACAUCCACCAGCCUGCAGAAGGAGAUCGUGGAGAGCGGCAGGGGGGCAGCCACACAACAGGAAUUUUACGCCAAGAAUUCGCGCUGGACUGAAGGCCUCAUCUCGGCCUCCAAGGCUGUGGGCUGGGGAGCCACACAGCUGGUGGAGGCGGCUGACAAGGUGGUACUUCACACGGGCAAGUAUGAGGAGCUCAUCGUCUGCUCCCAUGAGAUCGCAGCCAGCACGGCCCAACUGGUGGCAGCCUCCAAGGUGAAGGCUGACAAGAACAGUCCCCACCUGAGCCGCCUGCAGGAAUGUUCCCGCAUGGUCAACGAGAGGGCCGCCAACGUGGUGGCCUCCACCAAGUCAGGCCAAGAACAGAUUGAGGACAGAGACACCAUGGACUUCUCUGGCCUGUCCCUCAUCAAGCUGAAGAAGCAGGAGAUGGAGACCCAGGUGCGUGUCCUGGAGCUGGAGAAGACGCUGGAUGCUGAACGCAUGCGGCUGGGGGAGCUACGGAAGCAACACUACGUGCUGGCUGGGGCAGCAGGCAGCCCUGGAGAGGAGGCAGCUAGCCGGCCCAGCACUGUCCCCCGAAGUGUGGCCACCAAGAAACCGCCCCUGGCCCAGAAGCCCAGCGUGGCCCCCAGACAGGACCACCAGUCAGCACACUGGGAAACGGGGCCAGCGCAGGGCUCCCUGCCUUCUGGACUAAGAGCCUGAGGUCGUGGAUGGACGGAAGGUGCACAGCCCAUGCCGGCUGACGGGACUGGGGUCCACCAUCCUGCCUGUGGCCUUCUUGGGCACUGAUUCCACCAGGCCCUCCAGCUGCGAGGCCUCUGCAGACCAGGCUCUGGGUGGGCUGGAGGAAAUGUCAUCCAUUACUCCUCAGGCCUGGCCCUCAGACCUCUGUAAUGGGAGUCCCCAGGAGGUGGUCGGAUGCUGGAAGUGGCCGCUUUCUGGGGAACGAGGUGAGACAGUGGCCCAGCCCUGCCUUAGCUCCUGGAGUUCCAUUUCCUGUUUUCCAUUCCCCCGUUCUGGCUGUGCCCCACUGCCCACCUGGGGGGGUGGUUUCCAGCCCUUCGGAGAGUGGGACCUUGGCCCUAGGCCCUCCAGCUCAGCCAGAAACCCAGUUGCUGGACCAGGGCCCUCAGGGAGGGGACCCAGCAGCUAGAGUGAGCUUUGCCUGCCCACUGGAUUUGAACAAAUGUGUGUCCCUUGAGCCCGAGGGGAGUGGCAGGAGGGGUGGGACCAGGCUGGGAGGACAGACCAGCAGCUGUCAUGCCCUCCUGCACCCCCAGCCCUUUAGCCGUUCGCCCUGUGCUCUGGAAAGGCUACCAAAUACCGGCCAAGGUCAGGAGGAACAAAAAUGAGCCAGAAGGACCAGCCCCUUGGCUUUGUAUUAGCCUUUCCUCCUGUUGAAGUGUUCUGUUGGCAAUAAAAUGCACUUUGUGUCACUG